Molecule: messenger RNA, 1741 nt
Organism: Sapajus apella (tufted capuchin)
Lineage: Eukaryota; Metazoa; Chordata; Mammalia; Primates; Cebidae
Gene: NKD2
Product: NKD inhibitor of WNT signaling pathway 2
Exons: 10
Coding region: 86-1435 (449 amino acids)
Biological process (GO): negative regulation of Wnt signaling pathway
Cellular component (GO): cytoplasm
Molecular function (GO): calcium ion binding
Source: RefSeq, a predicted model, not a curated record
CCAGCUUGCUCGCGGUGCAUGCGGCCCCCGCGGGCGCCCGGCCCCGGAACUCAGCGCGGCACCUGAGCGCGGGCGCGGCGGGGCGAUGGGGACGCUGCAGUCCAAGCACGCCGCCGCCGCCCGCAAGCAGAGGGAGAGCCCAGAAGGGGACAGCUUCGUGGCGUCCGCGAGCGGCCGCAAAGGCGCGGAGGAAGCGGAGCGACGCGCGCGGGACAAGCAGGAGCUGCCCAAUGGGGACCCCAAGGAGGGGCCUUUCCGGGAGGACCAGUGUCUGCUAGAGGUGGCACUGCCCCCCGAGAAAGCUGAGGGCCGAGAGCUCAUGGGACAGCUCCUCAGCGCGGAUGACGGGGAGAAAGCAGCAAACCGAGAGGGCCCUCGAGGCCCAGGCGGGCAGUGCCUCAACAUUGACGCACUCCAGUGUGAUGUCUCGGUGGAGGAGGACCGUCAGGAGUGGACGUUCACACUGUACGACUUUGACAACAGCGGGAAGGUCACCAGGGAGGACAUGUCCAGCCUCAUGCACACCAUCUAUGAGGUCGUGGGUGCCUCAGUCAGCCACUCCUCGGGCAGCAGCAAGACCCUCCGUGUGAAGCUGACCGUCAGCCCGGAGCCCUCCAGCAAGAGGAAGGAGGAUCCUCCCGCCGGCCAGGACCGGAUGCCCACCCACAGCAGGAAGGAGGGCGAGCUGGUAGAGGAGCCAAGGGUGGCCGACAGGAGGUUGUCUGCACACGUCAGGAGGCCCAGCGCCGACCCCCAGCCCUGCUCAGAGCGGGGGCCCUACGGCGUGGACGAGAACACAGAGCGCAGGAACCACUACCUGGACCUCGCUGGGAUCGAGAACUACACUUCCAGAUUCGGCCCUGGGUCCCCUCCUGUGCAGGCCAAGCAGGAGCCCCAGGCCAGGGCCUCACACUUCCAGGGCCGGUCCCGCUCCCAGGAGCCGGACACACACACCGCAUACCAUCGCAGGUCACAGGUGCUGGUGGAACACGCCGUGCCAGCCUCGGAGCCUGCUGCCAGGGCCCUGGACGUGCAGCCCCGGCUGAAGGGGCCAGAGAAGCAGUUCCUCAAGUCCCCCAAGGGCUCCGGGAAGCCAGCCGGGGUGCCAGGCGGCAGCCAGUCCGGGAAAGCCUUCAGCUACUACCUGCCGGCUGCCCUGCACCCCCAGGCCCCUCAGGAUGGCCACCACCCCCCGCAGCCUCCCCCGCCGCCCUAUGGCCACAAGCGGUCCCGGCAAAAGGGCAGGGAGGGCCACUCGCCACUCAAGGCCCCACACGCCCAGCCUGCCGCGGUGGAGCAGGAGGUGGGGCAGGACCUGCCGCCCACGCCAGCGGGAGAGCGCUUCGUGGUGCCAGUGAUCCACCACCACGAGCACCACCACCACCACGAGCACCACCACCACCACCACCACCACCACCACGUCCACCCGUCCUAGCGCCGCCGCUGGCACGCCUCACUCCCAGCGCAGCAUGGCCCACGCGCCCUCGGCAGGGAAGCAGAGCAGGUGCCCGCUGUGUGCCCGAGGGGAGCCUGGUUCCCCCCACGUCCAACAGCGAACAGCAACCUACUGCAGGUGCCCGCGUGGUGGAGGUGGCACAGCUUGGUCACGCGGCCCAGGUGCCCUCUGCUCUCUUGCCCUCAAUGCCGCGUGGCGGCGAACAUGUCUGAGGCCGCUGUGUUUCCCAGCUCUAAAGCUUGUCUGUGUAACCCAUAAAACCUGCAUGUGAGCGUGGAAGACACA